AUUCUAAUAGUGAUAGCAGCAGUGAUAGCGUUAUUUAACAUUUUUGAUUGGUUAUCUGAUAGACCUGAAAACGAUAAAAUAACGAUAGAUUCUGAAAAUUUUACUUCUUACUCGAUAACCGCAAAGAUGUCGUCUGAACCUACAGAACGCACCUAUAUCAUGGUUAAGCCCGAUGGCGUUGAACGUGGUUUAGUUGGAGAGAUUAUUAAACGUUUUGAAAACAAGGGGUAUAAACUUGUGGCUCUCCAACUUCUUCCG
Molecule: messenger RNA, 258 nt
Organism: Racocetra persica
Lineage: Eukaryota; Fungi; Glomeromycota; Glomeromycetes; Diversisporales; Gigasporaceae
Source: the annotation of a GenBank genome assembly